Molecule: messenger RNA, 726 nt
Organism: Fraxinus pennsylvanica
Lineage: Eukaryota; Viridiplantae; Streptophyta; Magnoliopsida; Lamiales; Oleaceae
Source: the annotation of a GenBank genome assembly
AUGGAUUGGCGAGACUCGCACCUCAACAAUAAUAAAGAGCUGAAGGAGAGAAAUAGUAAGAUUCCAACUUUUCUCUAUGCAAUGCCAUUUUCAUCGAAAAGAAUAUUCCUUGAAGAAACAUCUCUUGUAGCUCGUCCUGGAGUACCUAUGGAUGAUAUUAAGGAAAGAAUGGUAGCUCGGUUGAGUCACUUAGGUAUAAAAGUUAAAAGCAUCGAAGAGGAUGAGCAUUGUGUAAUUCCAAUGGGGGGCCCUCUUCCAGUGUUACCUCAAAGAGUGGUUGGGAUUGGCGGUACAGCUGGGAUGGUGCACCCAUCGACUGGAUAUAUGGUGGCGAGGACUCUGGCUGCAGCUCCAAUUGUCGCCAAUGGAAUAGUUAAAUACCUAGGCACUGAGAGAAUCCUUUUGGGUUCGGAAUUGUCUUCAGAAGUUUGGAAAGAUUUGUGGCCAAUAGAAAGGAGACGCCAAAGAGAGUUCUUUUGUUUUGGUAUGGAUAUUCUUCUCAAGCUUGAUUUACAAGCCACCCGAAGGUUUUUUAAUGCUUUUUUCGACUUGGAACCUCGUUAUUGGCAUGGAUUCUUGUCAUCUCGGCUAUUUCUUCCGGAUCUCAUACUUUUUGGACUCUCUCUUUUUGCUCAUGCCAACAAUACUUCUAGGAUAGAGAUCAUGGCGAAAGGCACUGUUCCUUUGGUAAAGAUGAUCAACAAUUUAGUACAGGAUAAAGACUGA